ACCAAGCCUCCCCCCAUUCGCGAGCGACGACGUCAGAACCCUCCCGCCAUGCCCAAGUCUGGCGGCUAUCUGCCCAGCGUCACCACCGCUGGCAAGUACGCCAACGGCGGCGGCGGCGGCGGCGGCGGAGACAAUGGCCCUUUCAACUCGAUGCCCGAGGUGAAGGGUCAGGACGACAUGCCCCUCGAUGAGGCCCAGAAUGCAGCGCUGCAGAAUGCCCACCAUCAGCACCAAAUCCGCUCUGAUGGCUACAGGGAUGAGCGCUCCAACGGCUCGCUGGGUUCUGAGUCCGAGGAAGAGGGCGACGACUACUACGAGGACUCGGACAACGAUACGGAGCAGCCCCACUACUCACCGCCUCAAGCUACCGUCCCUCGCAACACUGAUGGACCCAACAUCCGUGUCGGACGUACAGGCACGCGCGCCAACCCCAGCGUGGAGCCAAUGCCGCCUAGCCGGCACUCGAGCAUGAUCAGGCCUAUGCCGCCACAUCAGGAGGAUGAGGAGUCGUCGCUACCCCCUUUGCCUGAGCAGGAGAAUGAGCAGGCGGUGAGGAGAGUGGCUGGAGGGCUGAGCCGCGGAUCCAAGGGCACGAGGCCCACUGCUGCCGGUAUGAACCGCAUCCCCUCGGCGGGCUCAGGCAAGUCGCGCUCAUCCUCGUCGCACCCCUACUCCAACACGCCAGUCCAAUCGCCAAAGCAAUCCGGCUCAGACUUCUAUCGCUCUGCUGCUCCCUUCGGCCGUCGCUCCGACCUAACCAACUGGGCUCCCCGCGCUGCGCCUGCCAGCAGCCAUCCGCGAGAGGAUGUCGAUGCAGCGUACGCUGAGGACGAUAUGGGAGAGAUUGAGAAUCUGCCCUCUUUCAGCUCCAUCCGCCCAGGCGAGCGAACAUCCAAGCCCAUCACGCGCGUAGAGAAGGACAUGGAUUGGUCCUUCCGUCGAUUGCUGAGCGAGAAUGUCUUCAAGCAGCUCCUCGAGGAUCCUCUAGGACGACACCGCUUCAGGCAGUUCUUGGACGAGGAUUCGGCAGGUGCUGCGCAGUGGGAGGGGGCAAAGGAUGCGAGCGAGCUGCCAGGCUCUGAGCUGCUGGACUUCUACUUUGACUUGGGCCAAUUUGAGCGUCAGGCCAAGAACAUGAAGGAGGCGACGGAGGCCAUCCACGACCUCUAUGUGGCCGAGGACUCGGACUCGCACAUCCCCUUGCCCCAGCCUCAAGGCGAAACCCUCUACUCGACGUUGCGCCGAGCCUUUGACGUGGAGAUCUCCCUCUCACCGCUACAGGAGCAUGUUCGUCGUCAUCUGUACCGCACGUCCUUCCAGCGCUUCGUGCGCAGUCUCAUCGUUGAGGAGAACCGGGUCAAGCUGGGUGCUUUCCAAGACGAGGAUGAGGAAUACGCAGGACUGGGCGAUUGUUUCUGCUUGACGAAUCCAAGGGCUGGAAGCGAGAAUCGUGAGUGCAAAGGCAGCGAGGCGAUGAUGAUUUGCUUUGGAUCACUGUGAUGGUAGGAAUGGGUGACGGCAUUAUCCGCCUGGCCAGAGCCAUCGAGUGCUCUUGGCCGACUGGUGGCAGAGAGCACUUG
Molecule: messenger RNA, 1580 nt
Organism: Jaminaea rosea
Lineage: Eukaryota; Fungi; Basidiomycota; Exobasidiomycetes; Microstromatales
Exons: 2
Coding region: 49-1500 (483 amino acids)
Source: RefSeq, a predicted model, not a curated record